Messenger RNA from Seminavis robusta, 270 nucleotides. The record is from the annotation of a GenBank genome assembly. Lineage: Eukaryota; Bacillariophyta; Bacillariophyceae; Naviculales; Naviculaceae.
AUGAACAAUGGAUCCCUGGCUGCUUCCAAGCCAACGCUACCCGAUAUAUCAGGCAAAUCGUGCAACCAAAACCACGGGCUCAGGCUACAUCGCCUCUACGCGUUAGCCCUAUCCGGGGCAAGCGUUAGCGAUGGGGGUUGCGAAGUGCACCGGAAUCAAAUCACCACGGCCAUGCAACGGCUUUCCGCCGUUGAGAAACCAAAAGCAAACACUUAUGAAUACCAUCUGCAGCCAUCACCAAGUGUCUUCCACCAUGGUGGCCUUUUCUAG